Messenger RNA from Aricia agestis (brown argus), 2424 nucleotides. RefSeq lists its product as uncharacterized. The record is from RefSeq and is a predicted model, not a curated record. Lineage: Eukaryota; Metazoa; Arthropoda; Insecta; Lepidoptera; Lycaenidae. The transcript has a single exon. Gene Ontology annotation, biological process: DNA integration. Gene Ontology annotation, molecular function: nucleic acid binding. The coding region runs from base 1 to 2424 and encodes 807 amino acids.
AUGAGCGAGGAGCGGGCCCCCACGAAGCGUGAAGCCCUCAGUGUCGUGAUGUCAUUGUUCGAUCCGCUCGGACUACUAUCACCGCUCACCAUGCCCGCCAAGAAGUUCAUGCAGGAGACCUGGAGGUACGGCACCGGAUGGGACGAGCCCAUACCGGAGCAGCUCGUCCCCAAGUGGACGGCGUGGACAAGAGAUCUACAACAAGUAAGAAAAAUAAAGAUUCCCCGCUGCUACAACCUGCAGCCUGAAAUGGUAAGUGAAAUGCAUACCUUUGUCGACGCGAGUGAAGAGGCAUACGCCGCAGCUGUCUACAUUCGUAUGGUGCGCGAGGACGGAGCAGUACACACGGCGCUCGUGGCAGCCAAAAGCCGCGUAGCCCCGCUGAAGCCGACGUCCAUCCCGCGCCUGGAGCUGCAAGCUGCUCUACUGGGUACCCGCCUCGCGAAGACUGUGGAGAAAGAACUAGAAGUCGAGCUGGUAAGGAAAACAUACUGGAGCGAUUCCCGCACAGUGCUGGCGUGGAUACGCGCCGAGCCGCGGGCCUACAAAACAUUCGUCGCGCACCGCCUCGCCGAAAUAGAGGAAACAACGAAAGUCAGCGAGUGGCGAUGGGUGCCGACGAAAGAAAACGUGGCCGACGACGCGACGCGCGCCACACCCACGGACUUCGGAGCCGCCCACCGAUGGUUCAGCGGGCCCGAAUUCCUGAAAAAAGAAGAAAAAUUCUGGCCGAAAGAAGGAAAACCGGCGGAGAAAACGGACACGGGUGAAGAAAAGUGUUUUGUCGCACGAUACAUCGCGCUACAAGACAGUUUACCCGACAUCGAACGCAUAGGAAGAUGGAAGACGUUGAUACGAGCUACAGGUCGUGUACUACAGUUCAUUGACCUCUGUCGUUCCCCGCGAGAAACCGUGGCAGCUGUGCGACAACGCACAAAGAAGAAUAAAGAAAAGGAUGCGGCCUGGGACUCGCGGCGAUCGAAGAAAGGAAAAUCCGCGACACGAAUGGAUCUAGUUACGCGAAGAAAAUACGUCGCACUCGACGCACGGUACCUCACUCGUGCCGAGGCACUCUGGCUGCGCCGAAUGCAAGAAGAAUCCUAUAGCAAAGAAAGAAAACGAAUGGAAGAAAACCGUUCUCCAGCGGCGGGAGACCGCCUCGCCUCGCUGAGCGUCCACCUGGAGGAGGGCCUCAUCAAGCUACGGGGUCGAGUAGCAGCCGCAGAAGACAUCAGCCGGGAAACCAACAACCCGGUUAUCAUGGAUGGCAGCCACAGGUACACGAAAUUAUAUAUCCAACAGAUACACGAAGAAAUGCAUCACGGCGGAGUAGAAGCAACCGUGAACGAGAUCCGGCAGAGGUUCUGGGUGACCCGGAUACGCCCCACAGUCAAGGGUGUGAUCCGGGCCUGCCUGGCCUGCCGCAUACGCCGAGCCAAGCCAACGUGUCCGGCAACGGGCGACCUGCCCGUCGCCCGGCUGGCGCACCACGCGCGGCCAUACACCUUCACAGGGCUUGACUAUUUCGGCCCUGUGGAGGUCACCGUGGGCAGACAUCGAGAGAAGAGAUGGGUGGCCCUCUUCACAUGUCUCACCAUGAGGGCCGUCCACCUGGAGGUGGUGACGUCUCUCAGCGCCGACUCCGCCAUCGCAGCACUGCGGAGGUUCGUCGCCCGACGAGGACAACCGACUGAACUAUGGUCGGACAACGCGACCUGCUUCAAGGCCGCCGAGAAGGAGCUACAACAAGAAUGGGAAAAGUAUAAGAGCGAAGUCAACGCCCGCCGCAUCAACUGGCGGUACAUCCCUCCGUCCGCCCCCUUCAUGGGCGGUGCGUGGGAGCGGCUGGUGCGGAGCGUAAAGGAGUCCCUGCGAGUCACUCUACACGAGCAGCAUCCGAGCGACGAGACCCUCUACACACUCCUUGUAGAGGCGGAAAACAUCAUCAACUCGAGACCACUUACCUAUGUCUCGGUUGACCCCGAGGAGCCCGAGGCCUUGACCCCCAACCACAUACUGCUGGGGUCGGGCUGCCAUGUACCUGCUCCAGGAAGAUUCGAAGAAGAAAAGACAUCGGCGCGGCAGCUGUGGAAGCGCGCGCAGCACCUGGCAGACGUGUUCUGGCGGAGGUGGGUGAGGGAGUACCUCCCACUCCUCCAGCACCGCCGGGAGCCACAUACCCGAGGCUCCGAUCCCGCGGUGGGUGACGUCGUUAUCAUAUGCGACUCGAACCUACCGCGCAACAUCUGGCCACGCGGGAAGAUCAAGAGGACAUAUCCAGGCAAGGACGGCGUGGUACGGGUCGUGGACGUGGAGACCGCGAACGGCCACGUUCUCCGGCGGCCCACCAAGAAGAUCGUCGUGCUACCGGGGGUGUCGCCUGCGCGACCGGCGGGAGAAAUGUGCACGACAGACAGUAAAUAG